AUGGCGGGCGCGGGCUGGCGGGCGCUGGCCGGGCGCUGGCUGCCGCGUGGCGCUGGCGGGCCUCGAGCCGCGUCGUCGGCGCCCUCCUGCCCGGGCUGCGGGCCCCCCGGACUCGGACCCGGACCCGGACCCGGACCGGGGCCCGGCGCCCACUGCCCCGGCGCGCCCCGCUCGGCGCCCGCCGCGGAGCCCGGCGCGCAGCUGUGGGCGCGGUACCAGGACCUGCGGCGGCUGGUGCACGAUCUGCUGCCGCCUGAGGUCUGCAGCCUGCUCAACCCCGCCGCCAUCUACGCCAACAACGAGAUCAGCCUGGGGGGUGUGGAGGUCUAUGGCUUCGACUACGACUACACCCUGGCCCAGUACGCAGAUGCGCUGCACCCCGAGAUCUUCAGCGCCGCCCGCGACAUCCUGAUAGAACACUACAAGUACCCAGAGGGGAUUCGGAAGUACGACUACGACCCCACCUUUGCCAUCCGGGGUCUCCACUAUGACAUUCAGAAGAGCCUUCUCAUGAAGAUUGAUGCCUACCACUAUGUGCAGCUGGGCACGGCCUACAGGGGUCUCCAACCUGUGCCCGAUGAAGAGGUGAUUGACCUUUACGGAGGCACCCAACACGUCCCACUGUACCAGAUGAGUGGCUUCUAUGGCAAGGGCCCCUCCAUCAAGCAAUUCAUGGACAUCUUCUCACUGCCAGAGAUGGCCCUGCUGUCCUGCGUGGUGGACCACUUUCUGCGCCACGGCCUGGAGUUCGACCAGGCACAUCUCUACAAGGAUGUGACAGAUGCCAUUCGAGACGUGCACGUCAAGGGCCUCAUGUACCAGUGGAUCGAGCGGGACAUGGAGAAGUACAUCCUGAAAGGGGAUGAGACCUUUGCUGUCCUGAGCCGCCUGGUGACCCACGGGAAGCAGCUCUUCCUCAUCACCAACAGUCCUUUCAGCUUUGUGGACAAGGGCAUGCGGCACAUGGUGGGCCCCGACUGGCGCCAGCUCUUCGACGUGGUCAUUGUGCAGGCAGACAAGCCCAGUUUUUUUACCGACCGCCGCAAGCCCUUCCGGAAACUCGAUGAGAAAGGUUCUUUGCAGUGGGACCGCAUCACCCGCCUGGAGAAGGGCAAGAUCUACCGGCAGGGGAACCUGUUCGACUUCCUGCGCCUGACGGAAUGGCGUGGCCCCCGCGUGCUUUACUUCGGAGACCACCUCUACAGCGACCUGGCGGACCUCAUGCUGCGCCACGGCUGGCGCACGGGUGCCAUCAUCCCCGAGCUGGAACGGGAGAUCCGGAUCAUCAACACGGAGCAGUACAUGCACUCGCUGACCUGGCAGCAGGCGCUCACCGGGCUGCUGGAGCGCAUGCAGACCUACCAGGACGCGGAGUCUCGGCAGGUGCUGGCCACCUGGAUGAAGGAGCGGCAGGAGUUGAGGUGCGUCACCAAGGCCCUGUUCAACGCUCAGUUUGGGAGCAUCUUCCGCACCUUCCACAACCCCACGUACUUCUCCCGGCGUCUCGUGCGCUUCUCCGACCUCUACAUGGCUUCGCUCAGCUGCCUGCUGCACUACGACGUGGACUUCACCUUCUACCCGCGCCGCACGCCCCUGCAGCACGAGGCGCCCCUCUGGAUGGACCAGCUGUGCACAGGCUGUAUGAAGACCCCCUUCCUCAGCGACAUGGCCCACAUCCGCUGAGGACGCCUUUAUUCGUCACACGUACACAACAUGAACACACACUGGCAUCUGUCCACUUGGGCAAUAAAAGUGCUCUCGCUCCCUC
Molecule: messenger RNA, 1768 nt
Organism: Suncus etruscus (white-toothed pygmy shrew)
Lineage: Eukaryota; Metazoa; Chordata; Mammalia; Eulipotyphla; Soricidae
Gene: NT5DC2
Product: 5'-nucleotidase domain containing 2
Exons: 13
Coding region: 1-1683 (560 amino acids)
Molecular function (GO): 5'-nucleotidase activity
Source: RefSeq, a predicted model, not a curated record